Molecule: messenger RNA, 669 nt
Organism: Penicillium antarcticum
Lineage: Eukaryota; Fungi; Ascomycota; Eurotiomycetes; Eurotiales; Aspergillaceae
Exons: 1
Coding region: 1-669 (222 amino acids)
Molecular function (GO): FAD binding
Source: RefSeq, a predicted model, not a curated record
AUGCAAAACCUCCACAGUGUGCUAUUCCAUGCCCCACUGGAUAGGCUCGCCAAAGGAAUCGUUCAAUUCGACAUCGACCAACUAGCCCUGAAAGCCCUCCUAGUCUCCUACAGUGACGGACGCUGGGCAUUGAUGUUCCGUGAUGACAUGGAGCGCGAUGAGACAGCCCUUUUUUCUGCAAUCCACCAAGCCAUCGGUGAUCCCUCAAUUCCAGUUGAGAUCAUCACUACUGGUAAAUGGGAACUUACAGCUCUAGUCGCUGAUACUUUUCAUUCAGGCCGUGUUUUCUUAGCUGGUGAUGCGGUGCACACGCUUCCUCCUAAUAGUGGUGGAUACGGUGCGAAUACUGGUAUUCACGAUGUGCAUAAUCUUGCUUGGAAACUUGCUGCUGUGUUAAAUGGACGGGCUUCUCCGGGGCUUUUGGAUACUUAUGAUGCUGAGCGGAGGCCUGUUGCUUUACUGCGUCAUGACCAGAUCUUUGUUCGUGUUGAUUAUAAGGUUCAUCUUGGUACUAAUGCUGUUGCUGGUGAGAAGAUUGAUGAUAAUGCUAUGGAGUUUGGACAGAUUUAUAUAUCGAGGGGGUUUGUCGAUGUUAAUGGGGAUCUUUCUCUGCGAAGAAACCCGAUGAGUGGGCUGGUCAGCCUGGGACACAUUUGCCGCAUUUCUUGA